GGCAGUAGCGUUUCUGAAAGAAAACUGAAUACCAGCACCGUGCGCGUGUUGUGAACUGAUCAAGAUGAAGAUCGAAGAAGUAAAAUCUACCUCGAAAGCACAGCGAAUCGCUUCCCACAGUCACAUAAAAGGUCUUGGGCUUGACGAAAAUGGAUAUGCUGUCCAGACGUCUGCUGGCCUUGUUGGACAAGAGCUUGCUCGCGAGGCUGCAGGAGUUGUGGUUGAGCUUAUCAGAUCUAAGAAAAUGGCAGGGAGAGCUGUGUUAUUGGCUGGCCCUCCAGGCACUGGCAAGACUGCUAUUGCCUUGGCUAUAGCUCAGGAGUUGGGCUCUAAGGUUCCCUUUUGCCCUAUGGUGGGCAGUGAGGUCUACUCCUCCGAGAUCAAGAAGACUGAGGUUCUUAUGGAAAAUUUCCGAAGAGCCAUCGGACUCCGUAUCAAAGAGACAAAAGAAGUUUACGAGGGUGAAGUGACCGAACUCACACCAGCAGAGACAGAGAACCCAAUGGGAGGUUACGGCAAAACAGUGAGCCAUGUGGUCAUUGGACUGAAGACUGCCAAAGGAACCAAACAGCUGAAACUUGACCCAUCCAUCUACGAAAGUUUACAAAAAGAAAAAGUUGAGGUGGGCGAUGUCAUCUACAUUGAGGCUAACAGUGGAGCUGUGAAGAGGCAAGGAAGGUCAGACAACUAUGCCACAGAGUAUGAUCUAGAAGCAGAGGAGUAUGUUCCCUUGCCAAAAGGUGAUGUACAUAAGAAGAAGGAAGUCAUCCAGGAUGUGACUUUGCAUGACCUUGAUGUUGCCAACGCCAGGCCUCAGGGUGGACAAGAUAUUAUGUCUAUGAUGGGACAGCUGAUGAAGCCCAAGAAAACAGAAAUUACAGACAAACUGCGCAAAGAGAUCAACAAAGUGGUGAACAAAUACAUUGAUCAGGGUAUCGCUGAGCUGGUCCCUGGCGUUCUCUUUGUUGAUGAAGUGCACAUGCUGGACAUUGAGUGUUUCACCUACCUGCAUCGUGCCCUCGAGUCCACCAUCGCACCCAUCGUCAUCUUUGCCACCAACAGAGGGAAAUGUGUGAUCAAGGGCACAGAAGAUAUUGUAGCCCCUCACGGGAUGCCUCUGGAUUUGUUGGACAGGAUUAUGAUCAUCAGGACGUUGCCGUACUCACAAGAAGAAAUGAUGCAGAUUUUGAAGAUUCGCUCACAGACAGAAGGAAUUCAGAUUGAAGAUGAGUCCCUGAAGAAGCUGGCUGCCCUCGGAGUGAAGUCCACACUCAGGUAUGCUGUCCAAAUGCUCACACCAGCCAACAUUAUGUCUCGCAUCAACGGGAAGGAUUCGGUCACUUCGGAGGAAAUUGAUGAAGUGUCAGAGUUGUUCCAUGAUGCAAAGUCAUCGGCCAAAAUUUUAGCAGAACAGGAAGAUAAAUACAUGAAGUAAUCGGUUCUUGUUUGCAAUAAAGAAGAAAAUACUGCCAUGGUGAUAACUGGGAUUCAAAGAUGGUGUGAGGGGAGAGAAAGCUGUUUGAGUGCUGAUUUUUUUCGAAUGUCAAAAAUUUAUUUUGAAUUUUUGCUGUUCUCUCAGCACUUAUAGCCUUGAGCAGUUGUGACUAAUUGGUAUGUACAUAUUUCUGCUGCUGUAUGGAAGACUGAGUCUCUAGAGAUGUUGUACUCUAACUGGCUUUUACUUUGUAAAAAUUUUAUCUCUGAAGUGUUACAACAUUGUGUACAUGAAAAUGUGUUGAAAAAACUGUUAUCCACCUUACACAUUUCCUUCUGAUCAAUUCAUAUUCCAUUGUGUGGUUGAAAUAAAUGUGCUUUUUAUUCAUUC
This is a messenger RNA of Aplysia californica (California sea hare), 1825 nucleotides long. Its product is annotated as ruvB-like 1. Gene Ontology annotation, cellular component: NuA4 histone acetyltransferase complex; Ino80 complex; Swr1 complex. Lineage: Eukaryota; Metazoa; Mollusca; Gastropoda; Aplysiida; Aplysiidae. The record is from RefSeq and is a predicted model, not a curated record. Gene Ontology annotation, molecular function: DNA helicase activity; ATP binding; ATP hydrolysis activity. The coding region runs from base 65 to 1435 and encodes 456 amino acids. Gene Ontology annotation, biological process: chromatin remodeling; box C/D snoRNP assembly; regulation of transcription by RNA polymerase II. The transcript is spliced from 10 exons.